Messenger RNA from Anastrepha ludens (Mexican fruit fly), 1695 nucleotides. RefSeq names its product mannose-1-phosphate guanyltransferase alpha-A (gene Gmppa). NCBI's taxonomy places the organism in Eukaryota, Metazoa, Arthropoda, Insecta, Diptera, Tephritidae. Bases 106 to 1407 code for a protein of 433 amino acids. The record is from RefSeq and is a predicted model, not a curated record. The transcript has 7 exons. Gene Ontology annotation, cellular component: cytoplasm. Gene Ontology annotation, biological process: biosynthetic process.
UUCGUCUUGAUGAAAAAUUACACGUAGGUUUUCCAACUGAUAAGAAGUAUUUCUCCAAAGAGGGACCGGUAAUGUAAAUAGUAUUCACGACGUAAAAUUUUUGCUAUGCUGAAAGCUGUUAUCCUUGUGGGAGGACCUCAAAAAGGAACUCGGUUUCGUCCACUUUCUUUGGAUACCCCGAAGCCUUUAUUUCCCGUAGCCGGACGACCUAUUAUUCAGCAUCAUAUAGAGGCAUGUUUGCGUUUGCCGGAGCUGAAAGAAAUCCUAAUUAUUGGAUAUUAUCCUCAACUUCAAAUGGAGAACUUUGUCAGUGAUAUGCAAAGCCUUUACAACAUCAAUAUUAGAUAUUUACAAGAGUUCACUUCACUAGGCACUGCAGGCGGCUUGUACCACUUUCGCGAUCAAAUACGGUCAGGAAAUCCUCGUGCAUUUUUUUUUUUAAAUGGUGAUGUGUGCGCUGAUUUUCCUCUACAAGAUUUAUAUGCAUUUCAUAGGCAGCGAGUCGAUACGGCUUUAGUGACAAUUAUGAGCACAGAGGCGACGCGACAGCAAUCACUGCAUUAUGGAUGUUUGGUAUUUGAUCGUAAUAGCGGUGUCGUAUCGCAUUAUGUAGAAAAGCCUAGUUCAUACGUGUCUACAUUUAUUAAUUGUGGUGUCUACGUGUGUUCCUUGGAUAUAUUUGCCCAUUUAGCCGAUGUGUUUUAUUCGAAAGCCCAAGAAUACUCAUGCCCUAGUCUGAGUAAUGGCGGAGGUAACGGUAAAGAUCAAGGACAUAUACAAUGGGAACAAGAGGUUUUGACGCCACUUGCUGGUACGAAUAAACUCUAUGCCAUGCCAGUGCCUAAUUGGUGGUCACAAUUGAAAACGGCUGGUUCAGCUAUUUAUGCCAAUCGACACUAUUUAGAGCUUUACAAGAAUACACACCCGGAGAGGCUAGCCAACUCUGGAGUGAAACACAAUGAACACGAUUCAAAUCUAAUUUGUACCAUUUAUCCGGAUGUUUAUAUACAUCCAAGUGCUACAGUCCACUAUAGUGCAUCACUGGGGCCAAAUGUAUCCAUCGGGCCAGGUGUAACAAUCGGACCAGGCGUUCGUAUUCGAGAGUCAAUAAUACUUGAAAAUGCCACUAUAAAAGAUCAUACCUUAGUGUUGCACUCAAUUGUGGGUAGAGGGUCCACAAUCGGAUUGUGGUCACGAGUAGAGGGUACCCCGUCUGAUCCUGAUCCAAAUAAGCCAUUUGCGAAAAUGGAAAAUCCACCGCUUUUCAACAAGGAGGGGAAACUUAAUCCUUCUAUAACUAUAUUGGGCUGUUUUGUGAAAGUGCCCUCUGAAAAGAUUUUAUUGAACAGCAUCGUCUUACCGCACAAGGAGUUAAAUAGAAAUUUCAAGAAUGAAAUAAUAUUGUAAACUAAUUUUACUGAAAUUCAAGGUUUUAAAGCCAUGCCUGCAUAUUUUAUUGUAAAUGUAUCCAUUAGCAAGUCUGAGCGGUAUUAGUGGAAUUCCUAAUGCCACAAUUUAUCAUUUAAGACUUCUGCACAAACUAGGAGUAUUAAUUUUGUGUUGCGAUUGCUAUUGUAAACAUAAAUUUUUGUACAUUAAUUAAUUCCUUAAAUGGAUGCAAUCUCUAUAUAUUAUAAAUUUGCGAAAGUUUCACACAUAUUCUUUUGAAAUAAAGUUUUCAUAUAUCAAAAUAUA